Caenorhabditis bovis is the source of this 2229-nucleotide messenger RNA. The record is from the annotation of a GenBank genome assembly. Lineage: Eukaryota; Metazoa; Nematoda; Chromadorea; Rhabditida; Rhabditidae.
AUGGAUGAACAAUCGAGCUCAUCACUCUGCAAGGUGUGCUCCUCGUUCCAAGCGCACGGCCUUCAUUUUGGCGUGCUUUCGUGUCGGGCAUGUGCUGCAUUUUUUCGGCGAACUGUAGUCAAUGAAUCUCAUCGAAAGUUCAAAUGUCGUUCUGGAGCGAAGAACACAUGUUCCGUUUCGAACUAUAAAAAAUUCCAUUGCCGCUUGUGUCGCUUUAAAAGAUGUGUCAAUCUAGGCAUGACCCCAGAUAAUGUUCAAUACAAUCGAGAUGUGCCGUUCCGGAAGUGCAAGAAUGAUGAUAGUUCGGAUGAAAGUCAAGAAGCAUCUUCGGAACAAAAUAGUCCUUGGAAACGUCCGGAUGUCAAUUCGAUAUAUGACACUACCAUGUUAAGAAAUAAGAUUAAAUUUAUAUUGGAAAAGGAAAACCCACUCCUUGGAAAACCACAUCUAGAAAACUUGAAUCCUCUUAUGAGAAUGGAAUAUGCGCUUCGACAGUGGAGGAAAAGACAAAAACCCGUCGAAAAGCUGAAAUUCUUGAAAGGAAUUACUAUUAUAAAACUUUUGGAAUUAUUUGAGCCGCUGAUGUUGGUUGUUGCCAAAUGGCUUAUUUACGAUGAACAUUUUCGGAAAUUGACUUUCGAUCAAAAAUUCAAUUUUUUCAAACUCGUUUGGAACAUUUGGCACAAAAUCGAAAGAAGUGAUAUGUCGAUUCAAGUAUUUGGACAACGAGUGUUCACUGAAAAAUUGAGUUUAUUUAGCGAUAUAUAUACGACUCGUGAUGGGGAAUUUCGAAUUGAUUACAGUGCUGUUUCGGACAAUUCCAACGAUGAAAUAAACAAAAUGUUCCGUGGUUCAAUGGAAAAAAUGAUGGGCAUUCUGACGUCUCGAUUUAAUGAAUUGAAGCCAACAUCAGUGGAAAUAACAUACAUUUUGUGUCAAAUGGUUUGGACAUUAGCUGGAAAAGGGAUUGGAGGAGAAGUUGCUGAAAUUGCGGAUAAAGCAUGCGAAGAAUAUGCGAACAAUAUUCAUGAUUACUACGUUAGCCAAAACCAAAACAAUUAUGCUCAUCGAAUAAUUCCGUUUAUGAAUAUUAUUAAAGAUGUUAAGAUAUUAAAUAAAGGAUUUAAAAGAAUACAAAUGAGCUCAUCGUCGAAAGAUUCGGCACUUUGCAAAGUGUGCUCGACGUCUGCUCACGGCCUUCAUUUUGGAGUGCUUUCGUGUCGAGCGUGUGCUGCAUUUUUCAGACGAACAGUAGUUCUAGAUUGUGCAAAGAAAUACAAAUGCCGCGGUGGAAAGGCAAAAUGCUCUGUUAGUAGCACUGAAAGAUAUCAAUGUCGUCUUUGUCGAUUCAACAAGUGCGUUUCACUGGGAAUGACACCAGAUAUUAACAUUGCAUUCGAAACUCGUGUACGAUACAUCGCCGUUAGCAAAGCAAAUCAGAGCGAUAUUAGAUCAUCCGAAAAUCAUGAUUUGGCAAAGCUGAAUCCGCUCAUGAAAAUGGAAUAUGGCCUGCGGAAAUGGAGAGAGCAGCAAAGACCGGCUGAUCAACUUGAAUUUAUUAAAACUAUGAAAGUGCGUAAACUUUUAACAGUUUUUGAGAGGCACAUGCAUAUUGUUGCUGAUUGGCUCGUUCAUGAUGAUCACUUUCGAAGGCUUUCGUCGGAGGAUAAAUAUUUGUUUUUCAAAAUUGUUUGGAAUGUGUGGAGUAGGUUCGAACGCUGCGAUAUGACUGUUCGAAUAUUUGGAAGAAAAGGCGUUGAAGACAAUUUGCUUAUUUUGAAUGAUUCGCUUAUUUGUCGUCGUCAACAAUUCACGGUAGAUUUCAGCGAAAUUACCGAUGUUCCAAGCGAACAAAUUUCACGAAUGUUGACCACCACAAUGGAAAAUAUAAUCGGAAGACUUUUUUCAUCGUUAAUUGAGCUCAAACCAUCAUCAAUCGAAGUUACUUAUAUGCUUUGCCAAAUUUCUUGGAUUAUCGCAGGCAAAAUAAUUCAAGGAAACGUCGCAAACGUUUCGGACGCAGUUUGCGAUGAAUAUGCGAAUAACUUUCAUGAAUACUAUGCAACUCAAGAAAAACGACCAAACUAUGCUUCUCGUUUAAUAAAAUUGAUGGCAAUUGUUAAUGAUACACAGAAACUUCACAUGGAGCGAAAAAAGAUAUUAGAGCUGGCCAAAUUGUUUGAAAUCUUCAAAGUCGAAUUCUCCGAACCCGAUAUAUUUGAAUGUUGA